This is a messenger RNA of Letharia columbiana, 756 nucleotides long. RefSeq lists its product as uncharacterized. Bases 1 to 756 code for a protein of 251 amino acids. Lineage: Eukaryota; Fungi; Ascomycota; Lecanoromycetes; Lecanorales; Parmeliaceae. The record is from RefSeq and is a predicted model, not a curated record. The transcript has a single exon.
AUGAGCCGUGAGCAUGAUAACAACCCGCUUUCCGAGAACAUAUUCGAUUACCUGCGGCUGCUCGCCUUGGACAGUUUUGACCCUCCUGUCGAGAGCAAGGAACCAACAUUCAUCAAAAGCUGUCACCUGGUCGACGUUCGGCUCUCCCCAGAAGGCAUCGUGACCAGUGGUCGGCUCUGGAAAUUAUACAAAGCGAUUGAUACUGGGACCUUUGCCUCUGAAAAUCCAUCGGAAAAGAAAUCCCUCAAUGGCACGAACGCGUAUCAGAGGAAACGGCUGCGGCAACUCUCUGUUGAGUUGCAAGUACGAGGCCACGAGAGGCUUGCAGUCGAUCUUGAAGGUUAUCUGGACGAGGACGCUAAGGGCAAGCAAUACCCGUCGAAGCAGUACGAAGACUUGAUGGUCGAGGAAGUUGUGGAAGCCAUCAGGGAUCGUAAGACGCUUUACCUGAGCUGUCUAGAAGGCACUAAUCCAUACCGUGGAUGUUUUGUAACUGAUGCUGCUCUGGAACUGCCAUCUCAUGUCUUCACAGCCUGGACCCAGGCUAAAUCUGGCGGUAAGGCGCUAGAUGAUAUAUAUGCAGAAAGGCUUUUGAAUAAGAUUGUUUCAUUGGAAGUCGAUAUUACAGGACACACCUUCAAAGGCCUACCUCGACUGGAAGCGGAAAGAUGGGUCAACGGAUUGUGUUUUUUUGAUGGAGGUCCAGCGCGAGAUGUAUGUUUCAACUACCCGAGCUCACUUACACAAAAGUGUUGA